This is a messenger RNA of Frieseomelitta varia, 2635 nucleotides long. RefSeq names its product general transcription and DNA repair factor IIH helicase subunit XPB (gene hay). Gene Ontology annotation, molecular function: ATP binding; 3'-5' DNA helicase activity; hydrolase activity. Lineage: Eukaryota; Metazoa; Arthropoda; Insecta; Hymenoptera; Apidae. Gene Ontology annotation, cellular component: nucleotide-excision repair factor 3 complex; transcription preinitiation complex; transcription factor TFIIH holo complex. The record is from RefSeq and is a predicted model, not a curated record. The transcript is spliced from 13 exons. Bases 109 to 2484 code for a protein of 791 amino acids. Gene Ontology annotation, biological process: nucleotide-excision repair; transcription initiation at RNA polymerase II promoter.
UGUUAGUGCAUAAAAUUUUGAUUUAAAUGAUAAAUAAAUGAAAGAUAAUAGUAGUCAACAUUAAAGUAAACCAUUUAGACAAUCCAACAAUUAAGUUGUUAAAUAACAAUGGGUCCACCAAAACGUUUCAAAAAAGAUAAUGAUAGAGGUAAAUGGAAAAAACGUAAAGAGGAUCCAGAAGAAUACAAUGAUGAUGAUACUUUAGACGACAAUGAAACUGAAGGAAUACCCGAUGCAGCCAAGAAUGACGUUGAAAAGCAAGAUGAUACAGCACUGGAAGAUGAAUUUGGUGCAAAGGAUUAUCGAGCACAAAUGGUUUUAAAACCAGAUUGUGUUUUAAGGCCGCUUUGGGUGGCACCAAAUGGACAUAUUUUUUUGGAAUCUUUUUCCCCUGUAUAUAAACAUGCUCAUGACUUUUUAAUUGCUAUCUCAGAGCCAGUGUGUCGUCCUGAACAUAUUCAUGAGUAUAAAUUGACCGCUUAUUCUUUAUAUGCUGCUGUUAGUGUCGGUCUUCAAACACACGAUAUAAUAGAAUAUUUGAAAAGACUAAGUAAAACCACUGUUCCUGAUGGAAUUAUAGAGUUUAUAAAAUUGUGUACAUUGUCAUACGGCAAGGUGAAAUUAGUAUUAAAGCACAAUAAGUAUUUCGUUGAAUCUCCGUAUCCAGAAGUAUUGCAAAAAUUACUGAAGGACCCUGUAAUUCAGGAAUGCAGGUUGAAGAAUACUGUAGAGGAUGAGAUAAUUACAAACAUUCAGAACAAAACAAAAGCACCUCAGUUUGGAGCAAAAGCAGUGACCAACGUUCCAACUGGAGUCACUAAAGUAACAGAAACUAACGAUCAAGUUCCAGCAGAAGCAGCUGCUGUUCCUGAAGAUAUAACUACCUUUUAUGACAAAAUGGACAAAGAAGAUGAAGACGAGGAAGAAGAGCAAGAACUGAAGACAGUUAGUUUCGAAGUAAAUCAGGAAAAAAUUGAAAUUAUUCAAAAAAGAUGUAUAGAGUUGGAGUAUCCCUUGUUAGCAGAAUAUGACUUCCGUAACGAUACCGUAAAUCCAGAUAUAAACAUUGACUUGAAACCGUCGGCUGUGUUGAGACCCUACCAGGAGAAGAGUUUAAGAAAAAUGUUCGGAAAUGGGCGUGCUAGAUCAGGCGUCAUAGUCUUGCCUUGCGGUGCUGGCAAAAGUUUAGUCGGCGUGACAGCUUGUUGCACAGUUCGGAAACGUGCAUUGGUAUUGUGUAAUUCCGGGGUGUCAGUAGAACAGUGGAAACAACAAUUCAAAAUGUGGUCGACCGCAGAUGAUUCGAUGAUUUGUCGAUUCACGAGCGAGGCCAAGGACAAGCCCAUGGGUUGUGGAAUUUUAAUCACGACGUACUCUAUGAUCACUCAUACGCAGAAACGCUCAUGGGAAGCAGAGCAAACUAUGCGAUGGCUUCAAGAACAGGAGUGGGGAAUAAUGGUUUUGGAUGAGGUACAUACGAUUCCUGCAAAGAUGUUCAGAAGGGUGUUGACAAUUGUUCAGUCCCAUUGUAAAUUGGGACUGACCGCAACACUGCUUCGAGAAGAUGAUAAAAUUGCUGAUCUUAAUUUUUUAAUUGGACCUAAACUGUACGAGGCUAACUGGCUGGAAUUACAAAAAAGAGGCUUCAUCGCAAGAGUACAGUGCGCCGAAGUUUGGUGUCCCAUGACUCCGGAAUUUUAUAGAGAAUAUCUCGGUUGCAAAAUGAGCAAAAAAUUGUUACUUUAUGUAAUGAAUCCUAACAAAUUUCGUUGCUGCCAGUAUUUGAUACGAUAUCACGAGAGACGUGGCGAUAAAACCAUUGUUUUCUCAGAUAACGUCUUUGCCUUGAAGCACUAUGCCAUUAAAAUGAACAAACCAUACAUCUAUGGCCCCACCAGUCAAAGCGAGCGAAUACAAAUUUUGCAAAACUUCAAAUUCAAUACUAAAGUGAACACUAUAUUUGUGAGUAAAGUAGCAGAUACUUCGUUCGAUUUGCCGGAAGCUAAUGUUUUGAUUCAAAUAUCUUCGCACGGCGGUUCACGGCGUCAGGAAGCGCAGCGUUUGGGUCGAAUUUUAAGAGCUAAGAAAGGUGCCAUCGCGGAGGAAUACAACGCGUUCUUUUAUACGCUGGUAUCGCAAGAUACGAUGGAAAUGAAUUAUUCGAGAAAGCGGCAGCGUUUUCUCGUGAAUCAAGGAUAUGCUUACAAAGUCAUUACAAAACUUGCAGGAAUGGAAGAGGAACCAGAUCUGAUGUACACGUCCCGAGAAGAACAGGGUCAUUUGUUGCAACAAGUCUUAUCUGCCAGCGACAUGGACGCGGAUGAAGAAAGGAUACCCGGAGAAGGACCCAGACCUAUUAUUCGCAAAGCGGGAAACAUGACCUCAAUGUCUGGCGCGGAUGAUGCAGUUUAUUACGAGUACAAAAAGGCUCCCAGUUCGUCCACGGCAAAUAAACAUCCGCUGUUUAAAAAAUUUAGAGCAUAAAAAAGAUAAACUUGUACAUGUACAUAAAAGUAUCUUAAAUUAUAAAAAGUGUUUAAUUAAGUAAUAAAUUAAAAAAGAAAUAAGUCUUUACGUGUAUAAGAAUCUUGCUUAAUGUAAAUUUUUUAUUGUAUAAAAACAUUUUUAUAUUUAA